AUGCUGCUAGACCUCCGUGUGAAAGCUGUGUGUGAAACGUCGCAAGCAAGUAAGGAUCAGCUCACAUUCAACACUUGAUUGCGUGGCAGGCAGGCAGUCUUGCAUAGCACACUGUGGCAAACCACACCGCAACAACAUCUCCGCGUCUCAGUCGCCGUUACCCAUCGAAUGAUUAGUAACUGUUGUUAUCUUGUUGUAAAAGAAAGAGAGAGAGACUGAAGAAAGAAAGACGUGUGAUCAUCUCUUACUACCUGUAGUAGUGCCGGUAGCUAGCUUGAGAGGCCAAGAAGCAUUCAAAUCCAUUCUUUAGAAGAUCGAGAUACCCCAAGACAUCAUUAUCCCCGGUAGGCCACCGCACUACUACCGUAUACCAUUUCUAUUUACGACUGUAUAAUAGAACCAUGGAUCCCGCCGCACAGAGGGAAGAGUCCUAUGUGGUUUCCGAUAUUGCCGUGAAUGGCUGGGAGCAAGAGGGGGAAGCCUACUACAGCUGCCACCAGGGAGGAUUUGCAGCUCCGUCAUCCGAAGGACCCGACUUGAUCCUCGUCAAUGAAGAUGUGAACUGGAAGUCCAGCCAACAAUUCCAAGCGUCUCGCCAGAUGAGCGAAAGCUUGCACCAAAGCAGCCAUCACCAGCCGUCUCGUGAGUUGAACAACGACAACGGCUUGAACCGCAGCAGCCAUCACCAACCGCCACGCCGUGAGAGUCGUAGCAGCCAACAACAGAGUCAGCAGCCGAGCCAGCGUAACCAACAACAACAGCAACAACAACUACCAAUUCGCAGCAGCCACACCGUCAACACCAACGGUACUCCUCAUACCCUUAAUAAUACUACCGGCCAUACCCUUAAUACAACCAACCACACAACAACUAGAAACAGCAUCAAAAGCACGACCGACACCAAGAACACAAAAGAAAAGGACGAAGAAAAAGGCGAAUACAGCUUCCAUUUUGGAACCACUGUGAUUGACAAGGGCAAGAGAGGAAAAGACUUGACGGUCACGUUGCUGAUGAUGGGUGCAUGUGUGAUUGGUGUGGCAGCCGUUGUUGUGGUACUGGUCAUUCUCAAACCAUGGGAAUCCAAUGAGGACGAACCUUAGGUUGCAGACAGGUGAUGGUCUAGCUAUCUAGGGUAUGUUACAACUGCAGCAAUUCCGCUUUGCAGAAUGAUACCCUCUAGCUAGCUAGCUACUAGCUAGCACGCUGGAUUGCCCGCACCUCUUGUUGUGGCACCUUACAAUUUAGUUAGGUGUGGGUAAAAUGGUCCGCCCUCGAAACGUUCAAGUAAAACACCCUCACCUCCUCCUUUUUUCAAGCAAACUGUUUUGAUUUUUCAAAUCCACAAUCUGUCCACAUAGUAAAAAAAAAGAUAAAAUUAGUUGUUUCAUAGAGCGGUCCCC
Molecule: messenger RNA, 1400 nt
Organism: Seminavis robusta
Lineage: Eukaryota; Bacillariophyta; Bacillariophyceae; Naviculales; Naviculaceae
Source: the annotation of a GenBank genome assembly